Molecule: messenger RNA, 2163 nt
Organism: Cryptomeria japonica (Japanese cedar)
Lineage: Eukaryota; Viridiplantae; Streptophyta; Pinopsida; Cupressales; Cupressaceae
Exons: 2
Coding region: 557-2092 (511 amino acids)
Biological process (GO): regulation of DNA-templated transcription
Molecular function (GO): DNA-binding transcription factor activity; DNA binding
Source: RefSeq, a predicted model, not a curated record
AAUUAAAGAGAUACAUAGUGUGAACUUUGCCUUAGCCCACAGUUUAUCCAUGUAUGAUGUGCGUUUGGACCACGGUGGCACUGUACCAUGUUCGACAUGUACUUUGGGCACUGUGUAAACAGAGAGAGAAGGUAAGACAGAAUACAGUCACGACGUACAAUGCACGGCUAGAAUUUCAAGUGGCAGGAAAUGCAGCAAUCCUAUAAGUAGGUCAUGUAGGUAGAGCCCAAAUAGGCAGAGAAAUCCAAUAUAUAGGGCCAAUAUGGUUUGUUAUUGUUACAAACCAAGGCUCAUCUGCACCCUUCUGGAAGAUAUAAUAGCAAGCCCUAGUCCCAUACCAACUAACCCUUGGCCCGAGUGCAGCUUCAGAACGAAAGCCCAUUCUACUUUGAAGGCUACUCUCUCCCUCAAAGGUAGGAAGGAGGAUGCCCAGAAAUUUGGCUAGCAGCUGACAAGGUAUGUCCUGAGCUUCUCUUUCUGAUCAACAGAGGGCGGCGCAGAGAUCAAUUUUUCUGCCAAGUACCGGUCUGAAUUCAUUAAUACCCGCACAAGAAAAAUGGAAGGCCAAGCCCAAGGCAAAUGCAAAGACAAGUCCUCCAAGUAUUUGGAUGCCUUGUGGGGAAGUCUGGUAGCCUCAACUGCUGCAGUCGAGUAUCAGAAAUCAAAUCAAGUAGACAAGGAACCGACCACUCAAUCCUUGAAAGCCAAAGAGCCGAUGGAGAAAUUGCUGAAGCAGUCCAAGUCUCAAGAGCCGGGGGAAAAGACCAGAGGAAGUAAAGACCUGAGCCUCAGUCCUAAGAAGUUCAAACGUUCCAGGGAGCCAGGGAGAUAUAGAGGUGUUCGGAGACGUCCAUGGGGUCGUUAUGCUGCAGAAAUCAGAGACCCCAAGUCUAAGGAGCGUCGAUGGCUUGGAACCUUUGAUACAGCAGAAGAGGCUGCUUAUGCAUAUGAUAUGGCUGCCAGAUCUAUGAGAGGUAUCAGAGCAAGGACCAAUUUUCUCUACAUCAAUUCAGAGCCAUGCAGCUUCUUCUCCAAGCAGCCUGUUGUCAAUGUUCAUGCUUUGGGGUCUGGCUCCAAAUUAGACCCAGUUUUGGCUCAGUCCACCAAGAUGCUGCAGGAUGCUUGGUCUGAUUAUACAUGGAGGGAUUCAAGCAUGAAACAAUUUGGGUCAAUUACUGGAAGCUGCAACCCUUGUGGUGACAUGGUUGUGAGCAGUUAUAUGCAGUCUUCAACGGAUGCUAUGGGGAAGAAUCAUCACUUGCUAGGAGGUGGUUCCAGCAAUUUGCAGGCCCCCGUCUCUCUUCCUAGAGAUCUCAGCUGCAGCAUCAGCAGCAGCAACAUUGCCAUUGCAAGGCCUUGGCAGAACAGUGGCCUGCCUAGUCCUAGUCAUAGUCCUAAUCUUGAUGCAUCUCCUUGUGCACCUGAAUUGCCCAAUACUGAAAUCUGCUACCAAAAUACCACUACUGACGACUUCAUCAUUCCAUGCUCAUUUAUGUGGGGCCAGCCCUCUUUCAGCCCUAUUGACCAGCCUUCUUUCACCACCACCACCAUCACCAAUACAAGCCCUAUUACCAACCCUGCUACACCCACUUUGCCAAACCAAGUUGAAAAUCAUCGUCUUCUUCCGUUCUUGGAAGAGCCUGCUUCUGCACCCUCGUCUGAGAUUUGCAGCCCAUUGCCAUCAAACCCGUUGAGUUCCAACAUUGAAAAGCCUACUGCAGACAAUUCCUAUGCAGAUUCAGGUUUGUUGGAUCAGAUAAUCAACAAGUUCCUUCCCCCAUCCAACCCCAACUACAAGGACCAUGAUGUUAGUCUUCCAUAUAUGACUCCUCCCACCACAUGCAAUACAGACAUUGUUACAUCUGACUUGUCUACUGUUGAUCUACAGAAGCUGAUAGACACAAAUUAUCAAUGUCUGUACCUGAAUCACCAGUUGCAGCUGCAGAUGGAGAAAUAUGAUAGUAAUGACAAGGCUAUCACCAACGAAUUUCCUGACUAUCAAUGGUCCAGUUUUUCUGUUUACAAUCUUGACAUUCUUCUUCAGGAGCUUUUGCAGCAAACCACUUCAGAGAUAGUUGAUAUGGCCACCUGAAGAGCCUCAGUUGCUCUGAACAAUGUUGCCUCUACCAUAUUAAUGUUAUUUCUUCUGCUUUUUGUUUCUAA